This is a messenger RNA of Aureobasidium namibiae CBS 147.97, 813 nucleotides long. RefSeq lists its product as uncharacterized. The transcript has 3 exons. Bases 1 to 813 code for a protein of 270 amino acids. The record is from RefSeq and is a predicted model, not a curated record. NCBI's taxonomy places the organism in Eukaryota, Fungi, Ascomycota, Dothideomycetes, Dothideales, Saccotheciaceae.
AUGACGCGAUUUCCGUAUACGCCUCAGCUGUUCUGGUCGAGAACGUGUUCACUUCACAAUGGCUUCUUUGGCUGCGAGUACUCUCUCCCGCCAGCCACAGUGCCCUACUCUACCUACUUCCGCAUGGCCGUAAAGUCACCCAAGAACCAAGGCUUACCCGAUUACGAUUCUCCGCACGGAUCUCUUGCCUACGAAUGGUCCGAGAUGGGCUUUCUGUCCUCUUCCUCUACUAGUCGGAACAUCUUGAUCUGCUUCAAUGUGCCUGAUAGUGUUAUCGUUGGACUCCAGGAAUCUUUGCCAACAAUGCUACAGGACUUGCAAGGGCCCUAUGCAUUGCAUAUACCAUUGUUGGAGCAGCUGACCAUGCUAUACGAUAUGAGUAUUGGGCACGUCCAAGGCACAGUCGCAAGCAUAGAAGAGGCAGUCUUGAAGCUCGCAAGUGAGAACGACAGGAUUGUCGAUCUAGAUGACCCACCAUCAAAAAGACGGAAAGAACAACUCGCAGCCGUCUUCGAGAUAUCACGCCACGCGACUCAACUGGUAGAGACGACGCAAAUGGCAGUCGACACAGUCGAUCGCAUGAGAGUCGAGUGCGAAAGCUUUGCUGCAGCACAGAAGACGCCAGACAGGACGCUUGCACAAAGGGCUCGGAGACUUGCUUUCGUACACAGCAUGGUUAAAGGCCUGACUGCUCGCGCCGUGACUAAUGAGAAGAGACUGGCUAAUGAGCAAAGCUUGCUGUCGAAUUUGAUCGCUCAGGACAACAGUGAGAUUCUACAGCGACUAGCUGCCGCGAACAACGAUGAGUAUUAG